AUGCCAUUAGCAGUUGCUGGCACGGCUGUCAAUAUACCGCGGGUUUUGGACCACAGCCAACAACAGAAUGUUCCUGCGCAAAACCCAUUCAUCAUAGUCGCAAGUUUAAUAUGCUUUAUGGGUGUUCAUAACAAGUCUCCUGAAAUAACUAUUAUAGGUAUUAUUUGUAUGUUGGAGAUCUAUCUAUCACUAGACUAUGGGCAAUUUAAUUUCUCUAACCUAUCACCUCUAUUCGGUCUAAUACCUAUGUUUGCUAGCGGCUACACUACACCUAUUCCACCAAAUACUGGGGGAAAGAUCAUAGUAGAAAAGGUGGAGACAUAA
Messenger RNA from Babesia microti strain RI, 324 nucleotides. RefSeq lists its product as hypothetical. The transcript is spliced from 3 exons. Bases 1 to 324 code for a protein of 107 amino acids. The record is from RefSeq and is a predicted model, not a curated record. NCBI's taxonomy places the organism in Eukaryota, Apicomplexa, Aconoidasida, Piroplasmida, Babesiidae.